AUGUCCACCUUCACAGCCGCUCUCGUGAAACCCACAAAAGAAACCAAGUCCAAGAAGUCCCUUGAUACGAGGAAGAUAAGACUACAACAUCCGCAAGAAGGAAAAGAUUUUACCUUGGAUUUUGUAAACAGUGAUGGUAAAACAGUUUGUAAUCUAUGCAAAAAUACUUUUGGGAAGAUGAAUUUCCUUUACCAACAUAUGAAGGUUCAUUCUGAUGGGGAUUGGAAAAUAUUCUUCACAUCACGGCCUGAAACAGUAACCAUCGACAAGGAGGCCAAUGUGGUUAAUUCGAUGGACCCGCCACUUAGAUGGGCGUUGACCAGAAAGAGAACCCGUCGGGCUUUGCGGGUUGAUGAUAAUGAUUUGAAGGUUUAUAAGGUACCGAUUAUGGAUGAAGUGCAUGAUCCGGCCGAUUUAGAAGGAGCAGAGAAUCUCCUGGUCGUAAGAUAUGGUGAUAAUACGUAUUUUCCUGAACCAAGUGUGACACAGAGGCAGAUACAGGCUGAAGAAUCCGAGGGCAGAAGUAAAGUGUGUUUUAAAUUCGAUUUGAAUCAGACUCCUCCGAUGGACAUGGAAGCGGAAGAUCUCUAUUAUCUUGAGGAGUUUACCGAGAAGAGUGUAUGA
Molecule: messenger RNA, 624 nt
Organism: Lactuca virosa
Lineage: Eukaryota; Viridiplantae; Streptophyta; Magnoliopsida; Asterales; Asteraceae
Source: the annotation of a GenBank genome assembly